GCCAUAGCGCAGGACAGCACCACGCUCAUCAUUCGAGACGGUCACUACGGCUUUGACCCGUGCCGAGGGGAGCGCUGCAACUGGCAAAAUAUGCGAGUCGACUACAUCAUCUCAAACGAGUCCGCCAUUCUCUUUCGUCCGGAGCUGAGGGGCCUGGCAGCCAACAUGUCGCAAUCCAUGAAUGCGGGGGACUACGAUGCCGUGAGAGUGAGGAGGGGAGACAAGCUCAACACUGACAUGUGGCCGCAUGUGGCAAACGAUACGAGCCCUCCUGCCCUUUUGGAGAAGCUCCCCCGGUUCGUUGCACCUGGACGCACGCUGUACAUCGCGACGAAUGAGAAAACGCCCGGGUUCUUCGACCCGUUGAAGGCGGUCUUUGCGAUUCGGCAAUUUCGGGACUUCGACCACCUCUGGGCGCCUGGGACUCCCUGGUUUGAUGGAUACGCGCGAAUCCUGGGUCCGGAUCCCAAGCUCGACCCCUAUAUGGAG
Closterium sp. Naga37s-1 is the source of this 489-nucleotide messenger RNA. NCBI's taxonomy places the organism in Eukaryota, Viridiplantae, Streptophyta, Zygnematophyceae, Desmidiales, Closteriaceae. The record is from the annotation of a GenBank genome assembly.